AUGGCGGGGAUUGAGUCGGGAUCUGAGAGCAGCGAGGAGGACAGCUUGCCCUCCUUCGCCUACCUGCUGCAACCGUCCCCAUGCCUCGGCCAGCCGAGGCGCCCGCGAUCGCCAUCUCCUGAUCAUGAAGUGGCAGAGGUUGUCAAGAUGGUGAGCAGCGAGAGCGAAGAGAUGGAUGAAGAGGAGAUGGACGUCGUCCCUUUGAGUGAGAGGGUCGAGAUGAGGGUGGGAGCGGAGCCUGAGCCUUUCAGCCUGGGCACUGGCGAUACAGGAGAGGCAUCUGGGCUUUGUGAUAGUGGUGACCUGAUGGCUUCUGGGAGCGAAGGGCUGCAGGAAAACCUGGCGCCGUCUGGAGAAGUGGCUUGCGACAGUGAGAAUGGUACACGCAGUGCUGAGAGAUUCUCCCUGUGCUCCUCGCCAGUCGACUCAGACAGGCCUAGUAGCCCCCCAGUAAGCAGAGAAAGGCCAGAAACAUCACUCCCUCUCAAGAAGCGACAGUAUAGUCAGAAGGAACGGGAGGCAAUCUGCCAGAAUGCGUGGCAGAGAAGGAAGGAGCAAGGAGCAAAGAGGAGGAAGCAGGAGGAGGAGAAAGAGAGGAAGAGAGCUGUUGCUAAGAUGCUGAAAGCUCAGCGGCCAGGAGAGUGCCAGAAAUACAUAACAGUGGUGCUAGAUCCAGUCAUCUUACAGGUAGAAGGUGGAGAACAGAUCCUUAGUGCUUUGCAGGCUGCCAAUUAUUCCUGUGUGUUUGAAAACCAAGCUGUUCCUUGCAGCAUCACCUGGAGGAGAAAGACAGUGUCAUCACAGAUGGGAGGAGGAGAUGAAUGGACAGAAGAACCAAAUGUCCUUGUUCUGCUUGGCUUGGAGGAGUUUUUGUCCAUGGCUCGCAGCUACAAGCAAAACAUUGACGGCUGUGCAGAAAGGCAGGAGACCCUGCAGAGCUAUGUAGCUCAUAUGAUGGAGAAAAUGCCUGGGAGAAUUCUGGCUCUGGCAGUAGUUGGAGUAGAAAAUUAUUUCAGGUCUCUCCAAGUUCAGCCAAAACAAAGGCUGCGACAGGCAGCAGCGAGUGGGAAUCAAGAGAAACGAGCAGAAAGGAGAAAAAAGGAGGUUAAGGAUUCUGGCCUGGACUUAUCCAGAAUGGAUGUGAAAGAAGCCCUGGUGGAUCUGCAGCUGAGCACACAAGUCCAAAUAAACAUUUUUGAGAGCAAUGAGGAGCUUGGGGAAUAUGCCACUAUUUUCACAAAAGCUGUGGCUGAGGCACCAUACAAGCGAGAGCGAGACAAUGCAGGGUUCUCUUUCUACUUGGAGAAGAGCUGUUCUGGAGGAGUGAAGGUGGAUCCUUCUGGAAAGGGUCUCUUGAAAGUUUGGAAGAGGCAGAUACAGCAAUUUAACCGUGUCAGCUCUGAGAUGGCUGAGGCUAUAGUGUCUGCUUACCCUUCUCCUCAGCUUCUGAUCCAGGCCUAUGAGAGAUGCUCCUCGGAGCAGGAGCGGGAGAACAUGCUGUCCAACAUCCCUGUGCACCGUGGGGAGGGGGUGACAGCCACCUCCCGGCGCAUCGGGCCCGAGCUGUCCCGACGCAUCUACCUGCAGAUGACUUCCCACAAUCCUGACCUCUGUCUGGAUUUCACUGGCUAGCACGGGGAAAAAGGGUUUUAAUGUUUGUCUGGUUAAGUGUUCGGUUUUGGAUUUCACUGGGUUGCUCCAGGGAAUAAGGGUUUUACCAUUUGUCUGGUCAAGUUUUCAGUUUUCUUCUGUGAAGAAGUGCUUAGAUAACACUCACUGAUCCUUGUUUAAAAACU
Messenger RNA from Cinclus cinclus, 1796 nucleotides. RefSeq names its product essential meiotic structure-specific endonuclease 1 (gene EME1). The transcript is spliced from 8 exons. The record is from RefSeq and is a predicted model, not a curated record. Lineage: Eukaryota; Metazoa; Chordata; Aves; Passeriformes; Cinclidae. Gene Ontology annotation, biological process: replication fork processing; mitotic intra-S DNA damage checkpoint signaling; double-strand break repair. Gene Ontology annotation, cellular component: nucleus; Holliday junction resolvase complex. Bases 1 to 1632 code for a protein of 543 amino acids. Gene Ontology annotation, molecular function: nuclease activity; DNA binding.